Messenger RNA from Setaria italica (foxtail millet), 1505 nucleotides. RefSeq names its product lecithin-cholesterol acyltransferase-like 1. The record is from RefSeq and is a predicted model, not a curated record. The coding region runs from base 86 to 1444 and encodes 452 amino acids. The transcript is spliced from 2 exons. Gene Ontology annotation, biological process: lipid metabolic process. Lineage: Eukaryota; Viridiplantae; Streptophyta; Magnoliopsida; Poales; Poaceae.
CAACCAGAUAGUGGAUGCAUUAUCCUCCCCCCAUCCACCGCCGCUCCCAAUUUCUCCAUUGUUACAUAGCAGCAAAGCUUUCUCAAUGGGCGGCGCCCAUGCCCAACUGCUCCUCCUCGUCCUGUUCGCCUGGGCCUGGCUCUUCUUCGCCGGCGCACUGGCGCGUGGUGCUUCCGGCCUCCACCCCGUCGUCCUGCUGCCCGGAUUCGGCUGCAGCCAGCUCGACGCGCGGCUCACCGACGAGUUCGAGCCCGCCACCGCGGCACCGAGCUGCGGCGGUGUGCCGAAGGGGAAGAAGGGAUGGUUCCGGCUGUGGAACAACCACACGGCGCUGCAGGAGGACCCUACGCUGGUGCCGUGCUACGCGGAGCUGCUGCGGCUGGUGUACGACCCCGUCGCCGGCGAUUACCGCAACGUGCCCGGCGUCGAGACCCGCGUCGUGGCCUUCGGCACCACGCGCGGCUUCGGCUACGGUGAUCCUGCCAUGAAGAACUUCUGCAUGGAGAAACUCGUUCGGGCACUGGAAGGAGUCGGAUACAGAGAAGGCGAGAACCUCUUCGGCGCGUCGUAUGACUUCCGAUACGCGGCGGCGGCGCCCGGCAAGGAGUCCAGGGUGUUCUCCUGCUUCCUGUCAAGCCUGAGGGUGCUCGUGGAGCAGGCAAGCGAGAGGAACGGGGACGCUCCGGUCAUCCUUGUGACGCACAGCUUCGGAGGCAUCAACGCCAACGUCUUCCUCCGCCGGAGCCCCCUGGCGUGGCGCAGGAGGUACGUCAAGCACUUCGUCAUGGUCUCCGCCGGCGCUGGAGGCGGUGUAUCCCGGCUGCAGUUCUGUGGCCCGUCGUCGUCGUCGCCACCGACCGACCCGCUGUCGUUCGCUGACACCGGCAGGAGCUUCGCGGGCGUGUUCUCAACUCUGCCGUCCCCCAAGGUGUUCGGCGACGCGCCGCUGGUGAUCACGCGAGCCAAGAACUAUUCCGCCUACGAUAUCCCGGAGUAUCUCAAGGCCAAUGGUUUCUCUGACGGCGAGGUGGCGCGCUACGUGACGAGGGUGCUGCCGGUGACGCUGGAUUUCAGUGCGCCGGCGGUGCCGAUGACCUGCAUCAACGGUAUCGGCGUGCCGACGGCGGAGAAGCUGGUGUACUGGGACGGCGAUUUCGGCGCGAAGCCUGACGAAGUGCUUUACGGCGACGGCGAUGGGGCGAGCAACAUAGCGAGCUUGUUGGCGUUGGACACGCUGAUCGGGGCUGAUCCGGAGCAGGUUUACUUCAGGUCCGUGCUGAUUCACAACACGAGUCAUGGUGGCGCCAUCUCGGAUGAUUUUGCUCUCGACCGUCUGGUCAAUGAGGUUCUUGAAGCAAGCCGUGCCAUUUUGGGCCAGUUUGUAGCUACAGCUCCGAGAUCCAUACAUGGUUUGAAGUUCACAGAACAAAAUAAAGUGGUGUAAUACAUUUAAGAAAAAAUAAAAAGAAAAUUUCUCAAUUAAACUCUUCAAUGAGAUUCUCGAA